Molecule: messenger RNA, 210 nt
Organism: Heterobilharzia americana
Lineage: Eukaryota; Metazoa; Platyhelminthes; Trematoda; Strigeidida; Schistosomatidae
Source: the annotation of a GenBank genome assembly
AUGAGAUCUAGCUGUUUGUUAUAUCCUGUCAAUUUCAUACAUACUUCAACUGAUAUCACUUAUGAUGAUAAUCUGAUUUUAGCAUCCUCUCCACAAGAAGAAGAUGGAAGUGUAUCAAAAUUGUCAGCCUGGAGUUGGACCAACAUAAUAAUCCAAUUUCUAUGCCGAAUAAAUUCGUUCCUUGGCAGUGCAUUGAGCCAAAAGGUUUAA